Messenger RNA from Morchella importuna, 561 nucleotides. RefSeq lists its product as uncharacterized. Gene Ontology annotation, cellular component: inositol phosphoceramide synthase complex. The record is from RefSeq and is a predicted model, not a curated record. The coding region runs from base 1 to 561 and encodes 186 amino acids. Gene Ontology annotation, biological process: inositol phosphoceramide metabolic process; sphingolipid biosynthetic process. NCBI's taxonomy places the organism in Eukaryota, Fungi, Ascomycota, Pezizomycetes, Pezizales, Morchellaceae. Gene Ontology annotation, molecular function: inositol phosphoceramide synthase activity. The transcript is spliced from 2 exons.
AUGUCUGGGUCUCCAGCCGGUCUUGCUAGAAUUGAUCACCUUUUCGGCGUUGAUCUAUACACGUCAACGUUCACAGCCUCGCCCAUGGUUUUUGGGGCUAUGCCAUCCCUGCACGCUGGAUCGGCUACUAUUGAGGCUUUGUUUUUGAGCCACGUUUUUCCCCGUGGAAAAUGGAUCUUUUACGGCUACACCUUGUGGAUCUGGUGGGCCACUCUUUAUCUCCAGCACCACUAUGCCGUUGACUUGAUUGCUGGAAGUUUCUUGGCCGCUGCAACCUUUUAUGUCGCAAAGACCAAGUUCUUGGCAAGGCUUCAGCCUGACAAGGAGUUCCGCUGGGAUUACGAUUUUCUCGAAAUUGGAAACAGUUAUUCCCAUAACUACUCUUAUGCCUUGAACGACUUUGAUGGCGACUACCAUUCCGAGGAUGACGAGUGGACUAUGGGAUCUUCAUCAUCCAUUUCUUCAGGCUCUCGUAGCCCAAUUGAAGAUACCCAGUCUGUAUGGGAGUCUGGGAGUGAGACACUGGCUGGACAAUCCGACACUGAAACAAUGGAUGUAUAA